This is a messenger RNA of Photinus pyralis (common eastern firefly), 3299 nucleotides long. RefSeq lists its product as uncharacterized. Lineage: Eukaryota; Metazoa; Arthropoda; Insecta; Coleoptera; Lampyridae. The record is from RefSeq and is a predicted model, not a curated record. Bases 606 to 2999 code for a protein of 797 amino acids. The transcript has 7 exons.
UUUGUCGACCACCUUUUAUUAAUAAUAAUGUGUAUAUAAUAUGACGAUUUACAUGUAAUGCGUUUCGAAACAAAUUUUAUGUUUUAUUUACUAAAAAACCAACGAAUUAUUUCCAAAAUGCCGGGUUCGUAUAGGUUUGAUUUUUUGGAUGUAACUUUUCCUGCCGCAAUGGCAACUCCGCACGCAUCAAUCGAGCGCUAUAGUUGGCAACCGCGCGAGUAACAACUUCAGUGUGAUUAUUCUUGAGACUCACUUCAUGUUGGACCGGCGACUUGCGUUUAUUUUACGUUUAAAACGUGGUGUACUUUUGUGUUUUAGUUGUGUGAUUCAUAAUAAAUCGACUAAUAAAUUGAAUUUAAGGUUUUAUUUUGGUUGAUUUAUAUAGCGGACGAGAUUACAAUCUUCUAACGCCAUAUCCAAGUGAUAUCGCCGCUGUUAAUAAUUGGUAUAGCAUUCCAUUGAAAACAUUCACGCACCAGGAAAUUUGUUCAGAUCACCAACACUGUUGCCGACUUGGUGUUCGAUUCACUGGCCCAUCGCUGUCAUCGACAUCAAUUGGUCUCUGGGCUACUGAGCAGCGAUACGUUGAUACAAAAUUUAACGGAAUGGCAUCCAGUAACAGAUCCAAAAAAUGUAUGCGAAUUGCAAGACAGACUAGGAGAGAUAUGAUGAAAAUUUCAAUGAAUGAAAACGGUACUUAUAAUUCCGAUAACUCUGAACUCUCUGAUAUCGAAAUGUCAUCUGGUUCUACCAAUGAUUCAGAUGGGUGUAACGAGCCAAGUACCUUUGAGUACUACUGUACAAACGACAAUGCAAGUGAUCCAGAAAGUCACGAUUUAAUAAAUAGUAAAGUUGCGAGUAAUGAGAAUCCCGAAGAAGUAGAUCCUUAUGCAGAUCCAAAUUCAUUAUCCAAUAAAUUGAGAACUUGGGCUAUACGUGCUCAUGUAUCUCACUCUCAAAUCAAUAUGCUACUUCCAAUUUUGAAGGAAUAUCACCCUGAUUUACCACUAUCUUCAAAAACACUUCUUAAGGUUGUUAAAAACUAUAACAUAGUUGAUAUGCUAAGUGCAAAAGAUGACGCUGGUGAAUAUGUUUACUUCGGAAUUACACAAAACUUGAAGUACGAGUUCCGUCGAGGGCUUCACCAUAUAUUACAAAAAUACGAUAAGACACAAAUUGAUUUGAUUUGUAACAUUGACGGUGCGAAAAUCCAUGUCAGCACAUUGCUGAAUUUUUGGCCAAUUCUGGGAAUGAUAUAUAUCAAAGGUAUCAAGUUCUCGCCCUUUCCUAUUGCUAUAUAUAAUGGCAAGGGCAAACCAAAGCAUGUAACAGAGUAUCUUAAAGAUUUUGUUGAUGAAAUCAACCACAUGCACACUUAUGGUUUCAGUUACGGAGGUAAAAAGUAUGAAAUACGCCUGAAAGCUAUUAUUUGCGAUGCACCUGCCAGAGCAUUUAUCAAGUGUAUAAAGGGCCAUGGAGGAUUUUUUGGUUGUGAGAAAUGUACUCAACGUGGGUUUCGAAUCAAUAAUAAAGUGAUAUUCCCAGAAAUAGAUAAUGUAAUAUUACGAAAUGACAAUUCAUUCAUCCGAGAAUGUAGGUCUCGCGUGACAGAACAUGUUACUGGUCUUUCACCUCUCUUAGACGUGAGUUAUUUCGGAUUAGUUUCUGGAUUUCCCCUAGAUUAUAUGCACAUGGCAUGUUUGGGUGUCAUGAAGCGUGUGCUAGGCCAUUGGCUCCAAGGAGCGGCAGAACAUCGAUUAGCACCUUCUAAAAGGCAAAUAGCUUCAAGGCGCAUUCUGGAUGUGGCAGAACAUACACCAUGUGAGUUUGAUCGUAAACCACGUUCUCUCACAGAAGUUGAUUAUUGGAAAGCUAAAGAGUUCAGAACGUUUAUGAACUAUUAUGGUCCAUAUAUCAUGGAAGAUUUAAUUUCGAAUAAACAAUUCAAGCAUUUCUUACUCCUUCACAUUUCUAUGAGGAUAUUAUGCUCAGGAAACUACAGAGAUGGUUUAGGAGAAAUUGCGAAAGAAAAAAUGAAGCAAUUCUCUGCUCGGGUUCAGUAUAUUUAUGGCGAAGAUGCUAUAAUUUAUAAUAUGCAUUCUAUUUUCCACAUGGCCAAAGAAGCUGUAGAUGGACAUUACAGUCUGGACGAAAUGAGUUGUUUCCCUUUUGAAAGCUACUUAGGUAAAUUGGUGAAAAUGAUAAGAACGCCAAACAAGCCAUUGGCUCAAGUGUGCGUGAGAUUAGCUGAGCAGUCCAAUUUUCUUGAAGAGUAUCCUUUAAAUAGAUGUAAUACAGUAAAUGAGAAUAAAACUAUACUCAACCAUCAUCAUGGCUAUAAAAUUAACAUUACAAGUGACAAGGAUUCAUUCAUAUUAUUGAAGAAUAAAAGGGUUAUGAAGGUUGUGGAAUUAAUAGAAACCAAUAAUAUUUUGACAAUCAAGGGAAGAAUAUUUGGGAGGCAAUAUGAAGCAUAUACCGAACCAGUUUCAUCAAAGGUGAUCAAUGUAUACAAAGUACAAGAACUGAACAAUUUCUUGUUCGAAGAACCUGUCGGGAAUAUAGAAUGCAAAUGUUUUGUUAUCCCCAUGGACAAUCAUUUCCUUGUAAUGGGAAUGUUGCAUAACGAACUGUGUAGUGUACGUGGAACAGAAGAGACAUGCUUGACAUCAACCCCCAGGAAGAGUAAGCAGGUCAUAACCCCAAAACAUAAACAUGAGGAAACGCAACACACACCAUCUCUCGAACUCCGCAAGGAAAACUUUCGGAUGCUCACCAUUCUGGAAAAACAUUUUGGAGCGAUGUCCGUAACAGCGGAGGCAGUGAGUAAAUUUACGUUGCCAGUUCAAACUGAUGAGGAUUUGGUGACACUGGAUGACAGUCUGAAUUCUGAGCAAAUCAGAGCUGAGAUGAUACUUCAAAUGUCCCUGGUUGGAGGUGACCAUCUACGUCAGAUGGUUAGCAACAUUCUGAAAUUUUUUCGAAAGAAAUGGCACUGAAGUUUUCUUGUUAUGGGCGACAAUCCAAGCGGUCAUUCAUCAAACUCAAGCUGUCAUCUGCUUUAACAGAUGCAGUUCGUCGCAAAUUUCCCAAUGUGACUGACAAAGAAAUCAACAAACACAUUGGAAACUGCCUUGCUACGUCAGGUGACCGCGAAGGAGGACGAAAAGACAGAACAAAAAUAACUGACAAGGUUGACGCGGGUGCAUUAAAUGCACAGGAAUUAUAGUCUUUUUAUUUUUAUAUAGCUCCACUCAUGUAAGAAUCUUUUUUUUUAUGCAAUAAAUAAAUUUCAUCUA